UAUAGAGGCGUCCCGGGGGCGCAGGGCUAGAGCUCCGCCGCCGCCGCCGCAGCUCCCAGCGCCCGCGACACUGCCGCCGCGUCCAGCAGCAGCGCCAUCACCAUGCGGGAGAUCGUGCACCUGCAAGCCGGCCAAUGCGGCAACCAGAUCGGGGCCAAGUUUUGGGAGGUGAUCAGUGACGAACAUGGCAUCGACCCCACCGGCACAUACCAUGGGGACAGUGACCUGCAAUUGGAGAGAAUCAAUGUCUACUACAAUGAGGCCACAGGAGGAAAUUAUGUUCCCAGAGCUGUGCUGGUGGACCUGGAGCCUGGCACCAUGGAUUCCGUCCGCUCCGGCCCGUUUGGCCAGAUCUUUCGGCCAGACAACUUUGUGUUUGGCCAAUCCGGAGCCGGCAACAACUGGGCCAAGGGCCACUACACCGAGGGCGCGGAGCUGGUGGACGCGGUCCUGGACGUGGUGCGCAAGGAGGCGGAGAGCUGCGACUGCCUGCAGGGCUUCCAGCUGACGCACUCGCUGGGCGGCGGCACCGGCUCGGGCAUGGGCACGCUGCUCAUCAGCAAGAUCCGCGAGGAGUUCCCGGACCGCAUCAUGAACACCUUCAGCGUGGUGCCCUCGCCCAAGGUGUCGGACACGGUGGUGGAGCCCUACAACGCCACGCUGUCGGUGCACCAGCUGGUGGAGAACACCGACGAGACCUACUGCAUUGACAACGAGGCGCUCUACGACAUCUGCUUCCGCACCCUCAAGCUGACCACGCCCACCUACGGGGACCUCAACCACCUGGUUUCGGCCACCAUGAGCGGGGUCACCACCUGCCUGCGCUUCCCGGGCCAGCUCAACGCCGACCUGCGCAAGCUGGCCGUGAACAUGGUGCCCUUCCCGCGCCUGCACUUCUUCAUGCCCGGCUUCGCGCCGCUGACCAGCCGGGGCAGCCAGCAGUACCGCGCGCUGACCGUGCCUGAGCUCACCCAGCAGAUGUUCGACGCCAAGAACAUGAUGGCCGCCUGCGACCCGCGCCAUGGCCGCUACCUCACCGUGGCCGCCGUGUUCCGGGGCCGCAUGUCCAUGAAGGAGGUGGACGAGCAGAUGCUGAGCGUCCAGAGCAAGAACAGCAGCUACUUCGUGGAGUGGAUCCCCAACAACGUGAAGACGGCCGUGUGCGACAUCCCGCCACGCGGCCUGAAGAUGGCCGCCACCUUCAUCGGCAACAGCACGGCCAUCCAGGAGCUGUUCAAGCGCAUCUCGGAGCAGUUCACCGCCAUGUUCCGGCGCAAGGCCUUCCUGCACUGGUACACGGGCGAGGGCAUGGACGAGAUGGAGUUCACCGAGGCCGAGAGCAACAUGAACGACCUGGUGUCCGAGUACCAGCAGUACCAGGACGCCACGGCCGAGGAGGGCGAGUUCGAGGAGGAGGCGGAGGAGGAAGUGGCCUAGGACCCCCGCACUCUCUUCUCGUCUGCCCACACCCCCAACGAGGCCUCUGACCGUUCACCUUUGCCCCCUGCAACCCCAAGGACCCCGUGAGCUCCCUACCCAGCCUGAUCCUAGGACCCCACCAGCAUCUCUUUGCCCUGACCCUAACAAUACCUUUGGAGUCCACGUCACUUCUGGCCACUUCAUCUCUGACCCUAGCCCAGCUUUGACCCUUGAACCCCACCUUAUCUCCAAAUCCCCUGGGAGAUCUUCCAGCUUGACACACCUGUAAGCCCUGCUUCACCUUCUCCAGCCCUUGGGACCCUCCUUGACCUUGACUCCCUCACCCUUGACACAGGCAGCCCCCAUGGCACCUGAAGAACCUAUAAGCCCUGGUUUACUUUUGACCCCUCCUUCAGAGCCUCCCCUCACCUCUGAUCUUGCCUCACCUUUGACCUCAGGGCCCCUGCACCCCUCUCACCCUGCCUCCUCUCUGGUUCCCCUAAGCUCCCAUUUCCUCCCUGACUUCUCUCCCUGGGCGCCUCCUUACCUCGGCUUCCCGGGAGCACUGUCAGGGAGCACCCCCAUCACCCCUCCCCCGCCUGACUCUGGAUGAAUAAAUAAAUCCUCACCUGG
Molecule: messenger RNA, 2052 nt
Organism: Sciurus carolinensis (gray squirrel)
Lineage: Eukaryota; Metazoa; Chordata; Mammalia; Rodentia; Sciuridae
Gene: Tubb4a
Product: tubulin beta 4A class IVa
Exons: 4
Coding region: 103-1437 (444 amino acids)
Biological process (GO): microtubule cytoskeleton organization; mitotic cell cycle
Cellular component (GO): cytoplasm; microtubule
Molecular function (GO): structural constituent of cytoskeleton; GTPase activity; GTP binding
Source: RefSeq, a predicted model, not a curated record